GGGCCAGCCGGAUCUUCGAUCGGAUGUAAUUGCAUUCACCGACAAGCGGACUACUUUGCUGGCAAAAUUCCAUCAUUUGUGCCGUGUGCAACACAUAGCUACCUCGAAUUCCACGGAUCUGCAACUGACCUUCGCAAUCCAAAUCGGUUUCAUUCGAGAAAAUACAGAGAAUAUCAGCCAGGUGCCAUGUUAGCAACAUCAUCCAACAAGAUAAAACCCUGGAAACGUGCUCAUUCCGAUGAGUCCCUUUCUGUGCAUGUACGCGUGAAUGCUCAAACCCCGACAAGUGUCAUAACUGCCACCAUGCCAUCGAUGCCAGUUACUACAACCGCAACCAACUCAAAGUCCUCUGAGGUAACUUCAAACGCUGUCCCAGUUUCUGACACUUGUACAAGGUUACCUGAUUACAGACCUGUCUCUGUUAACUAUGAGGCAAGUUUGAUGGACAUGAUUGAAGCAAAUCGUGUCUCUCAGUAG
Rodentolepis nana is the source of this 477-nucleotide messenger RNA. NCBI's taxonomy places the organism in Eukaryota, Metazoa, Platyhelminthes, Cestoda, Cyclophyllidea, Hymenolepididae. The record is from the annotation of a GenBank genome assembly.